Molecule: messenger RNA, 1086 nt
Organism: Aureococcus anophagefferens
Lineage: Eukaryota; Pelagophyceae; Pelagomonadales; Pelagomonadaceae
Exons: 1
Coding region: 1-1086 (361 amino acids)
Cellular component (GO): cytoplasm
Molecular function (GO): cysteine synthase activity
Source: RefSeq, a predicted model, not a curated record
AUGGCCUCCCGCAGCGGUGCCAUUGCGCGCCGCCGCUUCAGCGCCAACGGCGUCUACGGCGACUUCAUCGAUGCCAUCGGCAACACGCCUCUCAUUCGCCUGCGCGGAGCUUCGGAAGCUACGGGCUGCGAGAUCUACGGCAAGUGCGAGUUCCUCAAUCCUGGAGGUUCGGUCAAGGACCGCGCGGCUCUGGGCAUAGUCCAGGAAGCGCAGGCGCGCGGCGCGCUCGCGCGCGGCGGGACGCUCGUCGACGGCACCGCCGGCAACACGGGCAUCGGCCUCACGGCCGUCUGCAACACCAUCGGCGCGCGGACGAUCAUUGUCAUUCCGGAGACGCAGACGCGGGAGAAGAAGGACGCGCUGCGCCAGCUCGGCGCGCGUCUGGUCGAGGUGCCCGCGGCCCCAUACAAGGACGCCAACAACUACAUCAAGGUCUCGGGCCGCCUCGCGGAGGAGCUCGGCGCGUGCUGGGGCAACCAGUUCGACAACACCGCGAAUCGCGACGCGCACUACGAGUCCACGGGCCCCGAGAUCUGGGCGCAGACCGGCGGCGCGGUCGACGCUUUCAGCUGCGCCGUCGGCACGGGCGGGACGCUCGUCGGCACGGGGCGGUUUCUUCGCGAGGCGAGCGACGCGCGGACGAAGAUCUGCCUGACGGAUCCUCCCGGCGCGGCAAUCUUCCGCUACUACCGCGACGGCGCGCUGGCGAGCGAGGGGAGUAGUAUCACCGAGGGCGUCGGCCAGGGCCGCAUCACGGCCAACCUCGAGGGUUUCGCGCCCGACUCGCAGUACGAGAUCGACGACGGCGCGAGCCUGCGAUGCGCCUACGACCUCCUCCAGAACGAGGGGCUCGCCCUCGGCCUCUCCUCGGGGCUCAACGUCGCCGGCGCCAUGGAGGUCGCCAGGGACCUGGGGCCGGGCCACACCGUCGUGACCAUUCUAUGCGACGGCGCGCACCGCUACGCGUCGAAGAUGUUCGACGUCGCCUACCUCGAGGGCCAGGGCCUCCCCGCGCCCGCCUGGCUCGCGCCGUCGCCGAGCGACGACGUCGCCGACGCGCUCUUUCGCGUUUUAGCGGACUCGUGA